GCCACUUUUCCUUGGGAACAUGCCCGGCUGCUGAUCCUCAGCACACCUUGAGACUAGAUGACUGAUCCCUUCUGUGUUGGAGGAGGCCGCCGGCUCCAGGGGUCCAGCAAAAGUGGAUCUGGGAAGGGUAGCAGCCGGAAAGAGGUCCGACUUCCCAUGCUGCAGGACCCACCAAAGCUGGGGAUGCCCGUGGUCCACAGUGGACAGACAGUGCCUGGCCAAGCCCCACUCUGCUUUGACCCAGGAAGUCCAGCCAGCGACCGGACAGAAGGGAAGAAAAAGGGGCGGCCAAAAGCUGAGAACCAGGCCCUCCGAGACAUUCCUCUCUCCCUUAUGAACCAGUGGAAGGAUGAGUUCAAGGCACACUCAAGGGUGAAGUGUCCAAACUCGGGGUGCUGGCUGGAGUUCCCCAGCAUCUACGGGCUCAAGUACCAUUACCAGCGGUGUCAAGGGGGUGCCAUCUCAGAUAGGCUGGCCUUCCCCUGCCCUUUCUGCGAGGCUGCAUUCACCUCCAAGACUCAGCUGGAGAAACACCGGAUUUGGAAUCACAUGGACCAUCCCUUGCCUACCCCGAAGCCUGGCCCAGUCAGCCGACCGGUGACCAUUAGCCGUCCUGUUGGAGUCAGCAAGCCCAUUGGAGUGAGCAAACCAGUUACUAUUGGAAAGCCAGUGGGAGUCAGCAAGCCCAUUGGCAUCAGCAAGCCUGUCACAGUCAGCAGGCCCAUACCAAUUACCAAGGCCAUGCCAGUCACCAGGCCUGUGCCAGUCACCAAGCCCAUUCCAGUUGCCAAACCUGUGCCAGUCACCAAAUCCAUGCCAGUCACCAAGCUUGUAACAGUUACAAAACCUGUGCCGGUCACCAAGCCAGUACCAGUGAGCAGGCCCAUUGUGGUCAGCAAGCCAGUACCAGUCAGCAGGCCUGUUGCCAUCAGCAGACACACACCACCCUGCAAAAUGGUGCUGCUGACCAAGUCUGAGAACAAAGCACCGCGUGCCACAGGGAAGAGCAGCAGUAAGAGAAGGGCUGCAGACAGUCUGGACACCUUCCCCAUCCCACCCAAGCAGGCCAGGCCAGAGAAUGGAGAGUAUGGCCCAUCUACCACAGGCCAGAGUACAGCCUUCCAACUGAGCACGAACCCCAGCAAUAGCUCCCUGCUGCUGGGAAGCAGACCCUCAAUGGGGAAGGAGGUGCUGAGGCCCACAGGCCCUGUGUCCCCACCUGAGGAAGACCCAGAGCGCACAAAGCACAGAAGGAAACAGAAAACACCCAAGAAGUUUACAGGGGAGCAGCCAUCCAUCUCAGGGACCUUUGGGCUCAAAGGCCUGGCCAAAGCCGAGGACAAGGCCCGAGUUCACCGAUCCAAGAAGCAGGAGGGCCCGGGCCCCGAGGACAUGCGCAAGAAGGUGCCAGCUACCUCCAUCCCUGUCAGCAAGGAGGCGCCAACUCCUGUGACCCACCCAGCCCCAGGUGGCCCUGAGGAGCAGUGGCAGCGAGCCAUCCAUGAGCGGGGGGAGGCUGUCUGCCCUACUUGCAAUGUGGUCACCCGGAAGACACUCGUGGGACUUAAGAAGCACAUGGAGGUGUGUCAGAAGCUGCAAGAUGCACUCAAGUGCCAGCACUGUCGGAAGCAGUUCAAGUCCAAAGCUGGCCUCAACUAUCACACCAUGGCUGAGCACAGUGCCAAGCCCACUGAUGCUGAAGCCUCCGAGGGGGGUGAGCAGGAGGAGCGAGAGCGGCUGCGCAAGGUGCUGAAGCAGAUGGGGCGGCUGCGCUGCCCCCAGGAGGGCUGUGGGGCCGCCUUCUCCAGCCUCAUGGGCUAUCAGUACCACCAGCGGCGCUGCGGGAAGCCACCCUGCGAGGUAGACAGCCCCUCCUUCCCCUGCGCCCACUGCGGCAAGACCUACCGCUCCAAGGCGGGUCAUGACUACCACGUGCGCUCAGAGCACACGGCCCCGCCUCCUGAAGAAUCCAUGGACAAGUCUUCUGAAGCAGAGGACCUGCUGGGUGUGGAACGUACCCCAAGUGGCCGCAUUCGCCGCACAUCGGCCCAGGUUGCCGUGUUUCACCUGCAGGAGAUUGCAGAGGAUGAGCUGGCCCGUGACUGGACCAAGCGGCGUAUGAAGGACGACCUUGUGCCUGAGACUGCACGGCUCAACUACACUCGGCCAGGCCUCCCUACACUCAACCCACAGCUGCUGGAGGUGUGGAAGAAUGAAGUCAAAGAGAAAGGCCACGUAAACUGCCCCAAUGAUUGCUGCGAAGCCAUCUACUCCAGUGUGUCUGGUCUCAAGGCCCAUCUUGCGAGCUGCAGCAAGGGGGACCACCUGGUAGGGAAGUACCACUGCCUGCUGUGUCCCAAAGAGUUCAGCUCCGAGAGCGGUGUCAAGUACCACAUUCUCAAGACUCAUGCAGAGAACUGGUUCCGGACCUCAGCGGAUCCACCUCCUAAACAUAGGAGCCAGGACUCCUUGUUGCCCAGGAGAGAAAAGAAAAAAAGUCUGGUGGGCGGGAAGAAGCGGGGCCGAAAGCCCAAGGAACGGCCCCCUGAGGACCCUACGCCCAGGCUUCCCCCACGCCGGGAUGACUGGUCCCUGGGAGGCAGAGACAAGGGGGCUCGGGGCUCCACUGGGCGGAAGGUGGGAGCUGGCAAGGCACCUGAAAAGUGAGCCUAGUCUGUAGGAUCUGACCCCCAUGCCAGCUACCAAGCCCUACUCUGUCCAGUUCAGAGGAACCAGCUGUAGACCUGACCUCCAUCCCCAUCCCCCAUCCAUCUGUCCAGUGGGAAUGGCCAGCCACUCACCCCUCUCUUUUCAGGCUGCUUGGGACACAUCUGGGUUGGUCUCUCCCAGGGUGCCAGGUCAGUAGCAGAAGUGCAAUAGCUGGGAGCCAACCCUUCCUGGGAGGACAUUCAUAGGCCUGGCAGGGGCAGAGGCCUUAGCACUAUGGGUGAUGCAGUACAGAGCAGUCAGAGGCCUUUGGUCCCUGUCUCUACUUCAGGCCCAGCUAGGUCCCUGCCCUGGCUCCCCAAGCCCCCCAGUGACCUGUGGCUCUGGGCUGAUAGCACUUGAACAGCUGUGGCUGCUCCCACCUGGACUCACCUCUACCUGACACUGGAACUCCAGUACCCCAGCUACCUCCCAGGACAGACCCUGUCUGACCACUGCCGUGUUGACCUGAUCCCACCUGCCUGCCCUUUUCUACCCACUCUGGUUCCUCUGCUGUUUUCUACCUCUCUGGGCCUGUUCCUCCCACCCCCACCCCUGGCCGCAUCCCCCAUCUAUGUCACCCCUGCUGUGCUUUAGGCCCCACCCCACUGACUUGUGUAAUUGUGAGGGGGCUUUCCUGAAAGGUCCCCAGCAGUGCAUCCUGCUUGGGGCAAGAGAACCCUACUUAACUCCACUGUCAGGGUAACAGGAUAGCUGGGGCUGGAGCCCCCGGCACAUAGGGGCAAGCUGGCAUGUCUUGCCUCCAGCCUGUGGCGUGAAGUCUCCAUGGGGCCAAGGCUGGGCAAAAGGAGCUCAGCUAUGAGGAGUCACCCCUGUGGGAGACAGCUUCCAUCUACCAGGCAGGACUGCCACAGGCCGAGCUCCUGUGGAGGCCAUCCUUCUGCCUUUCCCUUUCUUUACCUGCCCCUGUGUAUCUGGUGGCAUGGUCAUUUGAUACAGGAACUGAAGGCCAGUGAGUGGAGGGGCCAUGACCAAGGUGGCAGCUCCAGGGCUGUGUCUUCUUUGGGGCUCUGAGGACUGGAGGGUCUGCAGGUUGGGCAAGGGUCAGGCAGGGACUCCAGGGUUCCUUGAGGAGGUGUCCACACAGCCUCUGGCCACCUCCCUGGCCUCACCUUCCAACACUGGUACAGGGAGGAAGUUGCUUAGAGGAACUCUUGGACUGAGGCCAUCUUCCAGUGGGGGGUGGGGGUGGGCUGAAGGCUCGGCCUCACUGAUCCUGGAUGAUGUGAAUUUUGAUAUUUGCCUGUGUGCGUGUCUCCUGGGUGUAGUGGAUGCCAGUCUUGUUGCUGUGACAAGUAACAACUUUUUUAAAUUCUGUUUUUUAUACAAAAAUUCACAACAAUCUGACAUUUUGGUGCUAAGGGUUUCCUGGUGCCGAAGGUGGGCCUGAGCUGGGCUGACUGUGGCCAGGCCCCUCUGCUGCCCAGGGGGCUGUGUUGACUGGGUACCCCCUCUCCCAGCAUGGCUGAGGAGCUCUACUUGGGCAGUCCCAGCCUGCAGUAGGGAGAGCACCCCCAGAGGGCUUUGGGGGUGUUGUGCUUUUCCUGUCUGGGAAGGCUGACUCUGGACAGCCUGAGGAGGGGUGUAGAGGAUAUAUAUUACUCCCCCACACACCUUGAUCCUGUUCAGAGCAUGGCAGCUAGGCAGAAAUGGGUGUGGUCCAGCAUCGAAGAGUAGUCUGGGACUUUCGGGCAGGAGGGCUGCUCUUUCUAUGUGUAUUCUGAGUGCUACAGUGGUGUGCAGCUGUAGAGGGGAGGCCCUGGUACACAGCCCUGUUACCUGUGGUGGAGGAGGUUAGACCCCCACACCUUUCUGCAGGGUGUGGCUGUCUGCCCCAGCCUCUCAGGUAUUUGGCGCUUGAGGGGAGGAGGGUAGCCCAUUUUUUGCUGGGGGUUUGUGUCUAGGACACCCCUCAAAGCUCACAGGUAGUCCCUUGUGUGGAAAGUGGGGGUCCUGGAUAACUUGAUGUUUAGCACUUUAACUCCCUUCUUUGUCUUUGAAGUGGGUCUGGGGGUUGCUGCCAGAAGUGGCUAUUGGGUUGGACCCCUCCCUCUGUCCCUCCUUCCUUCUGACACUAGCUGGUGAGGAGCAGUGGCAAGCUGAGAGUCCUCGGUCUAAGAGGGUAGGGCCCUGGGCAGGCCUCUGCAGGUUUGCCCUCUUUCCAGUCAUGGCCAGAUGACCACUGGCCUCCACAGACAGUCUCAGUAAGAGGGACCAGCAUGGCAGACCCCCAGGUCUGAUGAGCAUGGACCUUGGAGGCCCACACCCUGGGACCUUGGCAAAAUGAGACCGUUGAGGUCUCAACUCUGCAGAUCUACCUCUGGCCCAGCGCAAGCCCUGCCCUCAAAACAGAAAAAAGUGCCCCAGGGGCUGAUACUUAACACAAAAAUGGGAUGCACUUUAUUUGCUCCUGCACAGGCAGAUGAGGGUGUGUCCUAGGUUCCAGUGGGCUUUCCUGUCCCUUUAGUGGUUCUGAAAGGAGACCCUGGGAGGGCAGGCUGUCCCUAUGAGGCCUUGCUGGGUGGGCCCAGGCAGCUUGCUUUGAGUCUGGGUUUAGGAGGGUCAGUGGGUCACCCCUUCUGCCUAAAGGCCAUGCGUCCUAAAUUUUAGGUAUCUUGGUUUUUUUUUAAACGCAGUUCUCAGUACACAAGUGCAUUUUGAAAGACAGGUUCCAGCUAUCACUUGUAACCAUAUAUAUACAUAUAUAUUCUAUCUACAAAGUGUUUAUUUGCAAGAUGUUUUGACGGUGAGCUUGGGCCUUGCCCGCCUUGUGACCAUCUGUCCCCAUCCUCGGCUCCGCCCCGCCCCCUGGACCGGAGUGGGGGGGCAGGCCAUCAACUGUAUGUAUUAGAAAUGACUGUAUCAAAUAAAUGUUUAUUGAUUUCUUUUCCA
Chinchilla lanigera (long-tailed chinchilla) is the source of this 5619-nucleotide messenger RNA. RefSeq names its product zinc finger protein 512B (gene Znf512b). Gene Ontology annotation, molecular function: zinc ion binding. The record is from RefSeq and is a predicted model, not a curated record. NCBI's taxonomy places the organism in Eukaryota, Metazoa, Chordata, Mammalia, Rodentia, Chinchillidae.